Molecule: messenger RNA, 2077 nt
Organism: Notolabrus celidotus (New Zealand spotty)
Lineage: Eukaryota; Metazoa; Chordata; Actinopteri; Labriformes; Labridae
Product: synaptic vesicle 2-related protein
Exons: 16
Coding region: 141-1763 (540 amino acids)
Biological process (GO): transmembrane transport
Cellular component (GO): membrane
Molecular function (GO): transmembrane transporter activity
Source: RefSeq, a predicted model, not a curated record
UCCCUUCUUUUCCUCAGGUAUUGUUCUCUGAUUGGGUGUUGCACAGAAACCUGAGGUGACUGCUCCAGCAGGUUUCACCACAACACCGGUGAUCUAAGAAUGAACAGGGUUACUGCUCUCUAACUCUUCCACGCAGAAAAAUGGAUAAGUGGGGCAGACCACAAACGAUCACGUACAAGAAGUGGAAAAACCCUGAGGAGAGUGGUGAGGCCAAUUUUGCAGGUCAAAGCGAUGAGGUUCAGGGCACAGACAAUGAGAUCUGCACGAUAGCCUCAGCAGUGGACACUGGGAUAAGGAAGUCUGUAUCCAGUUCUGGAUCUGAUCAAACACAAGAAACUUUUACAGUACAAGAUGCAUUAGAGGCCCUCGGCUAUGGAAAUUUCCAGUGGAGAAUCUGUCUGCUCACUGGACUAUCAUGGAUAGGAGACGCCAUGGAGAUGAUGAUCCUUUGUAUUUUAGGCCCUGAGCUGCACUGUGAAUGGAGGUUGCCCAGCUACAAGGUGGCUCUCAUAACAUCGGUGGUGUUCAUUGGGACAGGGUUCGGCUCAUUUGUGUGGGGAAAUAUGUCUGACAAGUAUGGCAGAAGAGUUGGUCUGAUCAUGUGUAUGUGCUGGACUCUGUUCUACGGCCUGCUGAGUGCCUUUGCUCCAGUGUACAGCUGGCUUUUGGUCCUGAGGGGUCUUGUGGGCUUUGGAAUCGGGGGAGCUCCUCAGGCGGUGACAAUGUAUUCAGAAUUUCUUCCAGCAAAGGCCAGAGGCAUCUCCAUCAUGAUGAUUGCGGCAUUUUGGGCGAUUGGUGCUGUGUUUGAGGUCCUCCUGGCGUUUUGGAUAAUGCCCACUCUCAGCUGGAGGUGGUUACUUGGCUUGUCCACAAUACCAGUGCUUCUUUUUCUUUGCCUCAGCUAUUGGCUUCCUGAAAGUCCUCGUUUUGACAUGCUGACAGGAAAAAGGGACAGGGCCUAUGCAACUUUAAAAGACAUUGCCAAAACGAAUGGAAAAGCCUUGCCCAAAGGGAAACUGACCACCGUCAAACAGUGUGACCGUGGGAGUAUUAAAGAACUGUUUGCUCCUCAGUACUUAAGGACUUCUCUUCUUCUGUGGUUUAUUUGGUUUGUUCAUGCCUUCUCCUAUUACGGCAUAGUCCUGUUAACAACUGAGCUGUUCCAGGCUGGAGAUUCAUGCGGGGCGGCCCAGGGAGCGAAAAUUGAACCGAGCUGUAGCCUGGAAUGCAAAUAUUUGACAUCAGCUGACUACAAGGACCUCUUAUGGACAACUUUAGCUGAAUUCCCAGGUUUAUUAGUCAUCCUCCUUGUUAUAGACCGUAUUGGCAGGAAGAAGAGCAUGGCGCUGUGUUUCUUCAUGUUUUCUUUGUGCCUUCUUCCAUUGUAUGCUUGUAUUGGGAGGAUCGCUCUUACAAUCUUCAUCUUUAUCGCCAGGGCGUUCAUCUCUGGAGGAUACCAAGUUGCUUUUGUCUAUACACCAGAGGUGUACCCUACGGAAAACAGAGCCCUGGCAAUGGGGACUUGCAGUGCAAUGGCAAGAAUGGGUGCCCUGAUUACCCCCUUCGUGGCACAGGUGUUGCUCAGGAAGUCAGUGUAUUUGACCCUAUCAAUGUACUGUGGCUUAUGUCUGCUGGCUGGCAUAGCAGCCCUGAUCCUGCCCAUUGAAACACUGGGAAGGAGUCUUCAGGAGUCCAACACCGACCAGGAAGCAAGACAUACGAAUGCCACAACCAGCCAAUCAAAUGGUGCCGCACACUCCUAAAAACAGAUCAGAGAACGGGGGGAAACAUGCCUCAGGAGCUACAGCUACCUGAUGUGGAUUGAGUCUCCUUGUGGGAGAAGAACAACAAUGGAUCAUCUCAAUGAUACUUGAAGAAAGGCCUGGUUCCAGUGUCUAUGGAGAGUGGAAGUGCACCUGUGCUUGUGCUGGUUUGUGUGCCAGUAAUCAAGGAAAGAGGGACAUUUUGGAGAAUAUUGAUCCAGUGCCAAAGCUCUGUUUGGGGCUACAUGUUUCAAGAAUACACAGAAGAAGACUUUUAUAAAUAUUUUAUUAAAAUGACUUCAACUAUAUAUAAA